UAAUGAUCGGUGUUAUAACGUUUAUGUUGGUUUUCGUACACAUUAGUGAAAAUGCGGUGUAUGUUGGAAAGAUACACGAAUUGGACAAUGAUCUGAAUAAUCUAAAAUUCACAAAAUUACUGAAUGUAAAGUUGGAAAAUAAACCGGAUCCAUGGAAAACCGAUAUCAAUAGUUUACUUCAACCAGAUUACGAGGACAACAAUAUUGGUAAAAAAGACAAUUAUGUAGAAGUUCCAAUUAAGUUUUCGUUCGCUGUUGACAAAGAAAAAGAUAGAAAUGAUAAUGUAAAUAAUAUAUUAACUAUGUUAAAUGGGUGUGAAGCCUUGGUUGGUGUAAGCAAAAUUCCGUUAUGUCAUCUUAACAAGCUACAUCAGAGCGUAGAUAUCAAAAAAGCUUAUCCAAGAAGCUGCAGAGAAAUUCUAGAGAGUGGUAUAAACAAAUCUGGAAUAUAUGAAAUUAAACCCAGGACUAGCAGUAAACCGUUUUCUGUUCUGUGCGACAUGGAUACUAAAGGAGGAGGUUGGACUCACAUUCAGAAGAGAUUUGACGGUUCUCAAGAUUUCUAUUUAGGUUGGAGAGAGUACAAGUUUGGUUUCGGUGAUUUAAAUGGAGAAUUCUGGAUCGGACUUGAAAAUAUAUAUCAUAUGACUGCUUUUGAGUCAAAUGAAUUGUUAAUAGAAUUGACCGAUCGGGAUAAGAAAAAAGCAUAUGCACAAUAUACGUCGUUUUCAAUUGGUCCUGAAAAGGAUGGUUACCCAUUAAAUGUGCUCAAAGGAUUUUCUGGAGACGCUGGAGAUGCCUUAACACCUCACUUAAAUGCCAAAUUUACUACCUUUGAUGUCGAUCAAGACACGAAUCCAGGAAACUGUGCAAAAAUAUAUGAUGGCGCCUGGUGGUAUACAAGUUGCCACGCCAGUAAUUUAAAUGGAAAAUAUAUGAAUAUUGCACUUUCUGACGCCUACAAACACCACGGUCUUAAUUGGUCAGGAUUUAGGGGUCACGAAUACAAUUUAGCUGGUUCUAGAAUAUUAAUACGGCCCAUAGGAGCAUAGAAAUUAAGAACGAUGAUACAAUUUACUUAACUGUAGUAAACUAUCUCAAAUUUAAAAUUUAUUUAUAAUUUAAAAAAUAA
Molecule: messenger RNA, 1132 nt
Organism: Diabrotica balteata
Lineage: Eukaryota; Metazoa; Arthropoda; Insecta; Coleoptera; Chrysomelidae
Source: the annotation of a GenBank genome assembly